GGGAAGAUGGCGGCCGCGGUGAUGGUCGGCACCAGCUUUGCAAGCGCGGAUUUCUCCGACCUGCGGGAGAUCAAGAAGCAGCUACUGGACGUAGCGGAGCGGAGCCGGGAACGUGGCCUGCAGCACAGCGGGAAGUGGGCUUCAGAACUGGCUUUUGCCUUGGACCCUCUGCCCUUGAAUGAGCUGCCUCCUGCGCCUGCACUGACAGAGGAAGAUGCUCGUGAUUUGGAUGCUUACACUCUUGCUAAAUCUUACUUUGAUCUGAAAGAAUAUGACAGGGCUGCUUAUUUUCUCCGGGGCUGCAAGAGUCAGAAGGCCUAUUUCCUAUAUAUGUACUCCAGAUAUCUGUCAGGUGAAAAAAAGAAGGAUGAUGAGACAGUGGAUAGUCUGGGCCCUUUAGAGAAGGGACAGGUGAAGAACGAGGUUCUAAGAGAGUUGCGGGUAGAACUUAGCAAGAAACACAAAGCCCGAGAGCUGGAUGGAUUUGGUCUUUAUCUGUACGGAGUUGUGUUGCGAAAGUUGGAUCUAGUGAAAGAGGCCAUCGAUGUGUUUGUUGAAGCAACCCAUGUUUUGCCAUUGCACUGGGGGGCCUGGCUGGAACUUUGUAACUUGAUCACCGACAAAGAAAUGCUGAAGUUCCUGUCCUUGCCAGAUACCUGGAUGAAGGAGUUCUUCCUGGCACACAUCUACACAGAGCUGCAGCUGAUUGAGGAAGCAUUGCAGAAAUAUCAAAGUCUUAUUGAUGCUGGAUUUUCCAAGAGCACAUACAUCAUCUCCCAGAUUGCAGUGGCCUAUCACAAUAUCCGAGAUAUUGAUAAAGCUUUGUCCAUCUUCAAUGAACUAAGAAAACAAGACCCUUACAGGAUAGAAAAUAUGGACACCUUCUCUAAUCUGCUCUAUGUCAGGGGUAUGAAACCUGAACUGAGCUAUUUGGCCCACAAUCUAUGUGAGAUUGACAAGUACCGCGUUGAGACCUGCUGUGUAAUUGGGAAUUACUACAGUUUGCGCUCACAGCAUGAGAAAGCAGCACUCUAUUUUCAAAGAGCACUGAAGCUGAAUCCUCGGUAUCUUGGAGCAUGGACCCUGAUGGGGCAUGAAUACAUGGAAAUGAAAAACACAUCGGCAGCUAUUCAAGCAUAUAGGCAUGCCAUUGAAGUGAAUAAAAGAGACUACAGAGCAUGGUAUGGGUUGGGGCAAACAUAUGAAAUCCUCAAGAUGCCAUUUUACUGCCUCUAUUAUUAUCGACGAGCCCAUCAGCUCAGACCCAAUGAUUCCCGCAUGUUGGUUGCACUUGGAGAAUGUUAUGAGAAAUUAAAUCAGCUAGUAGAGGCCAAAAAGUGUUAUUGGCGAGCGUAUGCAGUAGGAGAUGUAGAAAAAAUGGCACUUGUGAAACUAGCCAAACUUCAUGAACAGUUGAAUGAAUCAGAGCAAGCUGCUCAGUGCUAUAUCAAAUACAUCCAAGAUAUCUAUUCCUGUGGGGAAAUAGUGGAGCACCUGGAAGUGAGCACCGCCUUCCGCUACCUGGCUCAGUACUAUUUCAAGUGUAAACUUUGGGAUGAAGCUUCAGCCUGUGCUCAGAAAUGCUGUGCAUUCAAUGAUACAAGAGAAGAAGGGAAGGCCCUCUUGCGGCAGAUCUUACAGUUAAGAAAUCAGGGGGAGACAUCAUCUACAGAGAUUGGCACACCCUUCUUACUUCCUUCUUCGCUUUCUGCCAACAACACUCCAACACGCCGCGUGUCACCACUGAACUUGUCUAAUAUUACACCUUAAAGUAUACGUGCUUCCCUAAGGUGGCCUGAGUUGAGUGGUAACCCCCUGGAGUUUGGCUUUUUCCUUUGAGGAGUGCCACUUUAGGGGGAGUUCUGAAUUCAGUUCUGUUUUCUUUGGAGGGCUGAAUGCUGAUAGACCCAUUUUUGGGAAUAACUAUGGCACUGCACCUGUCAAAGGUUAGUGGCUCAGACUGCAUACUGAGUGAACUGAAUCCACUCUGACCUCCUUCUCUUACUAGUAUGAUCUCAGUGGAAGAUGAGUAGGUCUAUUUCUAUACAACAGAAUGUUAGGGUUGCUUUACUGGCGCUUUUCACUACAUUCCUUUUUUCCAAUGCAACAUAACAUGAAGUGUGUCAACUAGCCAACAGAAUGAGGCAAAGUUGUGCCUCAAGUCUUUCUGGAAUGGCCGUCAGCUCCUUUUGCUUUUUUAUUACUAAACUUUGAACAAAACUGCUACCUUGGAUUAAGACUGAAAAAAAGGAGUGUGAACAGCACAGAAAAGAUAAUCUGUUUUAGCACAAAGUUUUUUUUAAUCCAGUCUUUACAACAGUUAAUGCUGUUGUGCAGCUAGGUAACAGCAGUGAAGGAACUACCAUCUGUAUUUAAGCCAACAAUGUAGCAUUGGACCUGUUUUUCCAUAUGUACUGGCUCUAGGAACACCAGUUUCUUCUUGAAGACAGGCAAAACACCUUUAUUUGCUCAGGAAUAAUAAUUGUUCCUUAUGAGAAACUGUUCAAAUUCUUUGAAAUAGGGGCUUGUUUGCAGUGUCCUCCUGGAACCAUUGACUAUGAUCUUAGAGGCUGUGAUCAAUCUUAUUAUGUGAUAAAGUAGAACAUCAAUGGGCCAGCUUCAGCCAGUGAUGGAAGAACUCAGGAAGCAGAGUGAAGAUUAAUUUUCUGUGUCUUAGCUAGUAAUACCAUCCAACAACCUUAAAUUCUAAUUCCAUCAUUAAAUUGUUAUUAGCACA
Varanus komodoensis (Komodo dragon) is the source of this 2737-nucleotide messenger RNA. RefSeq names its product cell division cycle 23 (gene CDC23). NCBI's taxonomy places the organism in Eukaryota, Metazoa, Chordata, Lepidosauria, Squamata, Varanidae. Gene Ontology annotation, cellular component: anaphase-promoting complex. The transcript has 16 exons. Gene Ontology annotation, molecular function: protein binding. Gene Ontology annotation, biological process: cell division. The coding region runs from base 7 to 1770 and encodes 587 amino acids. The record is from RefSeq and is a predicted model, not a curated record.